Messenger RNA from Symbiodinium sp. CCMP2592, 2103 nucleotides. NCBI's taxonomy places the organism in Eukaryota, Dinophyceae, Suessiales, Symbiodiniaceae. The record is from the annotation of a GenBank genome assembly.
AUGGCCGACAAGUGGUCAGAGCUUGGCGCCAGGCCUGCGCCUAAGAGCCGAAGGUCAGCUCCCUGUGCAGAGUUAGAUUUGCUUCGUUUCGAUCUGUUCCUGUGGCCCCAGACAGUGCUAAGCAGAUAUGCAUUUGUGGCACGUGCCAAGAUCCUCCACACAGCAACGUGUCUCAGCGUCUUGCGCGAAGCCUGCAUCAUGACUCCGAUGCCAUGCAGUGGUGCUCCGACUGGCAUGGAGAUGUGGCCGCAUGGGCUGGUUCGUGAUGACGACCAGUCCUUUGGCGAGCGCAGGUGGAGCUCGCCACCUUACUGGUCUCUGGUCGAGCAGAUCAGCAAGUUGAUCAAAGAGAAGGAUCUGCUGCUGAACGAGUGCAGCGAUCUUCGCAACGACAACCAGGCUCUUCGGAUUGACAGCGAGAAGCUGCACGAAGCGCUUCGCAUCCAGGGCCAGGAGCUUGAGAGGGUCACGGAGCUGAUGCGCGAUGACAAGAUGAAGCGGCUCAGCGACGCUUCGACGACUUGCUCUGACGGAGAGCAGCCUCCCAAGGCGUUCUCGAACAGGAACGACCUCGUGGCAAGGAUGCACGGGGAGAGCCCUCCCAGGUCCAUCACGGAUUUGCCGCUGGAAGCUCUCAUGAGUCCACCGCCAUCGCCAUCAAAGCACCGCAGCGAGCUGCCUGAAAACCCUGGUGAUGCGCUGCCUGUCCAUCAGCACAGACAAGAAGAUUCACCUUCUCGCUGGCCCUGCGAAAGCAACGGCAACGACUCUCUGAAGGAGCCGCCAGACCCUGCGCCUCACCACGAGGCAUGCAGUUCGAAGGCCGAGAUGAAGGACGACGAGCAGCCUGACAUCGAGGAAAAUCUGCCUGGAGCGCUCCGGGCCGAAGGGACCGCAAGUCCCGUUGAGAUGCCAUCGCCAUCAAACCACAGCAGCGAGCUGCCUGGAAACCGUGGCGAUGCACUGCCUGUCCAUCAGACCCCCUGCGACUUUGACGGAGAGCAGCCUCCCAAGGCGUUCUAUAACAGGAACGACCUCGUGGCAUGGAUGCAUGGGGAGAGCCCUCGCAGGUCCAUCAGGAAAUUGCCGGCGGAAGCUCUCAUGAGUCCACUGUUUCCGGGAGAGGCGGAGACCCGCAAAGGGACGCUGCCCUUCCAGGAGGAGCAGGGAGAUCAGCACAGACAAGAAGACGAAAGCUGUGCGCCUUCACCUUCUCAGAGUACUUGCGACACUGACGGCAACAACUCUCCGAAGGAGCUUCCGGACCCGGAGCAGCCCAACAUCAAGGCUUUUGCCGAUCUUUUUCACCCGGCAUGCGAUUUGUUGCCUGCUCUUUUAGAGUACUUUUCUGUGCCAGAUAUCCUAGCUUGGCGUGUGACAUCCGAACAGACCCGGAGUCCCGAGGUCUUGUUACGGCAUGUGGCCGAGCUUGGCAGGUUCGACACGUCCGAUGCGGUCGUCGCAUUUUCGGAUGGGGUGGACCGCAUUCUCUCUGACUCCGAACCUUGUCCCGACGAUGUCGAAGUCAAGAAGCGCUUCGAUUGUCAGGACUGGUGCGUGAUGCUUGCGAGAACCAGCACAACCCAUUUUUCUGAAGAUUAUGUCCGCCAAACCGUCGGCAACAACCUCGCUGACUUGUUAACUCACUGCCUGGACUCUGAUGAAGGCGUGCGUGCGGCAGCGCACCAUAUCAUUCAAGAGCAUGCCUUGGGCGCCCUCGGCUUCGUGAAGGAGCUCAUCGCAGACACCGUGCUCCGUCAGAUGACAGACAUCUUGUCAACCGGCAGGGAGACACAGACGGCCUGGAGGCUCAUGGCACCGUACAUGGCCCAUCUCGAGCCGCUCCUGCGAUGGCUGACGAAGAGUCAGCGUCAGGAUUGGGCAUCUCUGCUUGUCAAUUUCUUACAUAGCCUUCAAUCAACAUCAGCUCAAACCAGAGCUACUUACCAGAAGCUGGCGGUUGAUCAUCUGAAGCUCCUGUGCUUCGCGGAUGACGAUGCCAGUCGAACCUAUGCAGAUGAAAGGCGGCAGCUCCUGGCCUUGUCGGACUCGCCGGACUUUGCAGAGGUGAAGAGCAGCAUGGCAAGUCUGUUCCGUUGCUAA